AUGGCCUGCAGACCAACACCAUUGUUCUCCACUGGAAGGUGGCUGCCGAACUGGGCCAAUGUGAGUCCAGCUGAGGCGUGGGAGCUCGCGUACGACCUGGCGGAGGGCACGGUCCGCCCGCCCGCGAAGAUCUCUCUUCCGCCAAACGUCCCCCCUCCGCCGCACCUGGAGGACUGCGCGGCGCGCACUGCGUUCCGCGAGUCGACGGAGAAGCGCGCGGCGAACGGGGAGUCGCCCAAGUGGUCCAACUCGUCCGAGGCGUGCGGAUGGGUGCCCCAGCCGCCUUGGGUCCGGGGACCCGACGCGGGCAACCUGGCAGGAACGCGGAAGGCGCAGCGCGACCUGUGGGAGCUGCAGUUCCCCGCAUCAUGCAAGGAGCGGAAGCUGCUGCUGGUGGAGUGGCCGCCGGUGAAGGGGUACGGGCUGGGGUCGCAGCUGCACAUCAUGACGUCGCUCUUCAGCUUCGCUGUCAACUCCAACCGCACCUUCGUGAUCAAGCCCGGCUCCUACGUGCGCGCCAACCACUCCGAGUGCCAAGCGCUAGGCAAGGCAGGGACGUUCGAGUGCUACUUCUUCCCCAUGGUAUCCAAGGAGUGCGAGGACAUAGCCAUGGCGGAGCACAACGCAGGCCGCAUCCCGGCCUGCUCUGGCAUAGGAGGCCUGGAGCACGUGGCCAGGUCUCAAGACCUCGUGUUGUGCGCCACAGGCUACGAGAUCCUUAAGCACCGCUCUGCUGCCAGGGAGUGGGGUGACGCGUACCUGCAGCGGCCCAACGUGGUGGAGCUCGCAGGCUCCAUGCACCCUAUCACCCCCGAUCAGCAACAGGUGCACUGGUGGCGAGCGCAGGCGAUCCGCUUCAUGCUGCGCUGGCCCUCGGCAUACAUGUGCCACAUCACCAACCGCGUGCGCCACAACGCGUACGGCCAACAGAUCGCCAUCCACAUGGUCAGCACUGCAGCCGAGCAGGAAGCCAUUAUUAAAGCCAUCAAGCCCGAUGACUCCCGCAAGGGCCUCUCGAUUAACUACGACCAGGAGGUCAACACGCUCUCACACGUGAAUUACUCCAUGCCAAACCUCGAGAGUGAGGUCUGGCCGGGCCUGGACUAUGCAGGGUGUUCGCUAGACAACCAUACAGAUCCCCAGGCGCCGAAGCACGCAGCUGAUUCCGUGUAUGAGGGAGUGGGCGGGGAGCCGUAUAUCCCGCGGCCGAUUGUGAGCAUGCACGUGCGGCAAGGAGACAAGGCGCGCGAGAUGCAACUGACCUCGUUCCCCUCGUUUGUGUUCAUGGCCAAUAGGCUCAGACGGAGGAUACCGCACCUCAAAUACGUGUGGCUCAGCACUGAAAUGCAGAGUGUGGUAGACCAGGCGGGGAAAUACAACGACUGGACCUUCUUCUACUCCACAAACCUCCGACAGACCGGCGCAAUCUCCAUUCUUCAAUACGAGGAGACUGUCGGGGUAGCAAAGCUUGCAGGGCUCAGCUUCGCCAACCUGCUCAUCUCAUCACAGGCGGAUUACUUUGUGGGAGUGCUGGGGUCCAACUGGAACCGGCUGAUUAAUGAGCUCAAGGCCACCAGUGGGAGGCUGUAUGCGGGUUAUGUGUCGGUGAAUUUCGACGAGUGGUAG
This is a messenger RNA of Closterium sp. NIES-65, 1626 nucleotides long. The record is from the annotation of a GenBank genome assembly. Lineage: Eukaryota; Viridiplantae; Streptophyta; Zygnematophyceae; Desmidiales; Closteriaceae.